GAGGCAGUGGCAUUUGAUAUGACCACGCCUGCAAGUCCAGGUUUAGUUAAAGAAUAUGCCUAUAAUUGCCCGUGGUGCAAGGGACAGUCAACUACGAAGAUCCGAGGUGCUUGGCCAAUAUCGACGCCGAUAUCGUGGGAUAAAUAUUAUAUUGAUGAAGUUUAUGGAAACAGGACAACAAUUGGUAGUGGUAUAGCAGCAGGAGUAACAAUUGGUGUAUUUUUUACUGUAUUUUUGUUAACGUUCGGAUGUCGCUUGUAUAAUGCUCGCAUUGAACGAAUUGAACGCGAGGAGGCCGAACGAACGAUGCGAAAUACCAUUGUUCACCGGGAAGAUUUUAUACCACAUAUGUGGAGCUGUGGUUUACCGGCUGAUCCUCCACCACCUUACGAAUUGGCGAUAACGAUGCCUCGACGUGAAUCACCGCCGCCACCAUUACUGACCGACUCCUCAUCAACGUGUUCGAUUAAUUCUGAACAGCAGCGUCAACGAAACUAG
Molecule: messenger RNA, 498 nt
Organism: Gongylonema pulchrum
Lineage: Eukaryota; Metazoa; Nematoda; Chromadorea; Rhabditida; Gongylonematidae
Source: the annotation of a GenBank genome assembly